Molecule: messenger RNA, 503 nt
Organism: Aricia agestis (brown argus)
Lineage: Eukaryota; Metazoa; Arthropoda; Insecta; Lepidoptera; Lycaenidae
Gene: Rpb11
Product: DNA-directed RNA polymerase II subunit RPB11
Exons: 4
Coding region: 96-449 (117 amino acids)
Biological process (GO): transcription by RNA polymerase II
Cellular component (GO): RNA polymerase II, core complex
Molecular function (GO): protein dimerization activity; DNA binding
Source: RefSeq, a predicted model, not a curated record
UGGAACCAAAAGUAAAAACAUUUUGGAUGUCAGUAAACAAUAAGCAUUUUAGAAAACUUUAAGAGAGUACUUACUUUAUUUUUAACAAGUAGAAAAUGAACGCACCACCCACAUUUGAAUCAUUUCUGUUAUAUGAUGGGGAAAAGAAGGUUCAAAAGGAGGAAGAUACGAAAGUCACAAAUGCUGCAAUAUUUACCGUGAAUAAAGAAGAUCAUACUCUUGGAAAUAUGAUUAGACAUCAAUUACUUAAAGACCCGAAAGUUCUAUUUGCUGGUUAUAAAGUUCCCCAUCCUUUGGAGCAUAAGUUUGUGCUCAGAAUUCAAACAACCUCGGACUACACUCCACAAGAAGCAUUCAUGAAUGCUAUCACUGACUUGACUUCCGAACUGUCUCUGUUUGAAGAAAGGUUUAAGGAAGCGAUCAAGGAGAAAAAGGAUGGAUUAGAUUAGAUUUAAAAUUAAAUAAUAAAUAAUAUUUAAGUACACAAUAAACGUUAAGAAUAU